Theileria orientalis strain Shintoku is the source of this 4524-nucleotide messenger RNA. RefSeq lists its product as uncharacterized. The coding region runs from base 1 to 4524 and encodes 1507 amino acids. Gene Ontology annotation, molecular function: ATP binding; ATP hydrolysis activity; ABC-type transporter activity. Gene Ontology annotation, cellular component: membrane. The record is from RefSeq and is a predicted model, not a curated record. NCBI's taxonomy places the organism in Eukaryota, Apicomplexa, Aconoidasida, Piroplasmida, Theileriidae. The transcript has a single exon. Gene Ontology annotation, biological process: transmembrane transport.
AUGGCCGACGAGGACCCGAGUCCCGUGUUUUGGGAGAGCCAUGUGUAUAACAAAUCCGAUAUUAAAAAAAUAAAAGACAAUGGAUUUAGCUAUUACGAUGAUGCAACAAUUUUCAGGUAUCUGUUUUAUAGCUGGUUCAACAAAUGGGCCUUGGCACUCUCGAGGAAGUAUAUGGAACCUUAUAAGGUACACCCAAUACAAGUUUCAGAUCAGAUUUUAAAAUGGGAACCAAUAUUUUCUAAACAUGUCAGUGACGGGUUAGUAAGAUUGGAUGUUCGCGGGUCCACUAAGAAGUCCCCUAACCCCUACCGCUCUAUUCUUUUUCGAGCUAUAUUAUUAACGUCAUGGAGAAAGUCGAUUGUUUUGUUUUUAGGGCUCGUAUUAGGAAACGUUUUGAGUUUAAGCAUAUCCAUUCUGAUAAAAAAAUUGCUUGAAAUAUUGAACGACCCUUCGAUUCAUGUAGGCUACACGAUAUUGUUGUUGCUGGCCAUAAUAACACUUCAGAUAUUCACGGGAGUUCUCCUUGAGAAUAUAAAUUACUAUGUUUACAGGAUGAUUUACACACUCCAUUACUUGUACGGCAUAGUGCCAUAUCGUCACGGUAUGUCCCACAGGCGCCUAUACUACAACAACAUCAAUGGAUCCAACUUAUUGAACACCUGCAACCAGGUACUUCAUAGCUUUUCGCCUGAUUCGCCCUGUUCCAAGAACCCAUUAUUCUGUCCAGCUCUAAGAUAUCAGACCAAAGAAAUGACUCCCAAAAUUUUCACCUACGUGUUUUACGAUUCGUUCUACAUCGCAAUGGCAUUUGAGUCAACUAAAUUCAUUGUACAAUUCUUAACAAAUUUUAUUUACGGAGUGUUCCUGAUGUCGAAACAUGUCAAGGGUAAUUUGUGGGUAUUAUACGUUACCGGAGGUUUGUUCCUGCUAUUUAUGGUUGUCAUUGAGAUUUUCAAUGCCGUUAUAUUUAAGUACAUCCUAUACAUGAGGGACUACAAAGUUACUAAGUACACUAAUAUCCUCGGCUCACUAAGUAAUAUUAAAAAAAUGUUCUGUGAUGACAUUGGAUUUAAUAUAAUUACUAGGACCAGGAAUAAUGAGCUUUCGCUAAUUUUUGUUAAAAUUUUUAUUACAUUCCUUAAUAUGUGUUCAUUUAGCACAUCUAUUAACAUAUCGUUUUACAUUAUUAAAAUGUAUUUUGUAAGGUCGGUCAAUAGUGCUAAUGAAAUUAAUGAAAUUAACCCAGCAGCUUUUUUGGCAACGUUUUACAUAUACAUGGAAAUAGUCAGUUCUAUGUUUAUUAUUCCCAGGUCAAUCAACAUCAUUGGAAUGGCUUACGUAUCUUACAAGCGCGUUAACACUUAUCUGAAAAAGUGUGGGCCGAAUUUUUACAACAAGGCCAACUGCUUUACUGGCUUUACGCAUGCUACGUCAGAAUUAAAUUCAGUGACAAACAAACUUCCCAAUGAAGUUGUCGUCUACUACAAGGAAGCCACCUUCACAUGGGUCAACACACGCAACGACCUAUUAAACAAGAACUAUGAACCAAUGUUGAAAAACGUCAACUUUGAACUAAAACGUAGUGAGAUGGCUAUUGUCACAGGUGUUCUGGGUUCAGGUAAAUCUAACUUUAUCAAAUCAAUGCUUGGUGAGAUGACCCUGGUUGGGGGUUCCAUGGCAGUUAUUCCUCUACACACAUCUAUGCCUAUAUUCUAUGCUUCUGAGGAUAUAUUCCUAAAACAGGGUACCAUUAGAUCCAACAUUACAUUUGGUUAUAAGUUUGAUGAAGAAAUAUACAACACUGUGUUAAAGGCAGUUGAUCUUGAGUUUGACAUAUCAACCUGGGAGAAUGGUGACCUCAGGGUAGUGUCAGAUAAGGCACACUCAUUGAGUGGUGGUCAGAGAGUGAGAGUAGAAAUGGCUCGUGCAAUAUAUGCUUAUUUGAUAUUCCACAAUGUAAACAAGGAGUAUAACAACAGCCAAUGCUCGUUCUUGAUGUGUUUGGAUGCCUCGUUUCAUGGUCUAGAUCCUUACGUAUCCAAAAACAUUUUCAAUAACCUGUUUAACCUUAAAACUGGGUUACUGUCAAAGAAUGAUCUGUCAGUUGUUUUAACAACAUUGAAACAGAUCCUGGAUACGUGCACCAAGUCAUGUGAUUUAGCCCAAUUCCUUAACUGUCCAAUUUAUAACAUAAAAAACAAAGAAAUAAAAUUCUUUAGUAACUUGCACGACUUUAUGAAGAACAAUAAGCACGAGGGCAACUUCAACUAUUUGACAUCUGCUAUAGCCGGACACUACACCCUUAAUUGCCUAAACAAAGACAUGCUCACUCUGUGCGCCUCGGGCUCAAGCUCCAGCUCCGGCCGCCCUGAGAAAAACAAGGAACUAUACCGGUAUUCCUUUGUAAAUUACAUCAAAGACAACUUUAAACCAGAUAAGUUCAAUCCAUAUUUUGUAUUUAUGAAGCCUGCACCGUUCUUAUUCACUAUAUAUAUACUACUCACAGUGGCAUUAAAUGUUAUGGAUUACGUUAAAUUCGUUCUGUCGACCAACUUGUCAGACUACAUCACCAAAAACAUCAACGAUCACAACAAGGGGACCAUAGUGGACCUUGCUGAGAUUAAAUCCCGCAGUAAUUCGGCACUAAAAGUGACAGUAAUAUUUGUAUCAGUAAUUAUCGCAUUGUCCUUGUUGGCCACUUUAGCCAUUUCCGCGGCUUCUUUGAUUUCAUGUCGGAAACUUCAUGAAUACUGUAUCACAACAAUUUUCAAUUAUAGUUCUUCUGUAGUUCAAAUUAAGAAACAAAUUAGUCAAGUUAUCACAUACCUUUCUUGCGAUCUUAUGAUGACUGAUGAUAUUACAGGGUUAUUUAUUGCUUUAUUCUUAUUUUCAUCAAUUCAGACUGUCACCAACUUAAUUACUUUGUUCUUUGUAAUUCCAAUUUCAAUUCCAUUUAUUUUCCUCACUCUAGUUUUGACAUACAUUUAUGUUAUGAGGAGGUUUAUAGGUACUGCAGUCAACUUGAACUAUGGGUUUUUGGAAUCACUUGUUCACCUUAACUCUGUUAUCGAACGUUCUAUUUCUGGAGGAUCUGUUUACAGAAGUUUUAAUAGGGAUUCGGAUUUACUCCGAGAGUUCAUGGAGCAGAGGGAUUACAAUGCUCGAUCGAAGUUCCUCUUUGCUGCUGCCGUCUCGUGGUCAACAAUCUUGUUUACAUGGAUAUUCUCAUUAACCACAUUCAUUAUACUGGUAAUCCCAAUCAUUCUGGACAAAUACACCAAGUACAAUAUGAUGGUUGGUUAUUAUGGUUUGGCCCUAUCUCUUUCCAUGAACGUCAUCAAAUCUUUCAGCAACUUUUCGUUUAUGUAUGGUUGUACUGAACAACUUAUGGGAUCAAUUGAGAGGUUCCGAUAUUUCAUUCCUCCGGGUCAAAAGCUCAAGUUCGACAAGUGUCCCAACACCCAUGAAGAAUAUGUAGUUAAUCCUGCGAAUAAACAUGUUAGUGAGAUGGAUAAAAAACAAUUGUUAAGGAGAAGGGCCAUAGAAUUUAAAGUUGAAAACAAAAGGUUUUAUGCUUUGAGAAGACUAUUCUACCAUCCUAAAUUACAUAUCCUCGAUGUCAACGAUUACCUAACCCAUGAUCGCACAGGUGUCCAGCUGAAAGACGUGUGUGUGUACACAACACCCGACCUUAACCCAGAAGGCAUGAUUCUAAAACACUUCACUGUGUCAGCUGGUAAAUCUGAGAUCAUUGGUAUGGUUGGAAGAACAGGCGCCGGCAAAACCACACUACUAUCUGUACUGCAGAACUUAUCGACUAAUCGUACAGGUCAGGUGUUGUUGGAUGGCAAGGACCUGAAUGAUAUCCCCAAGGUUGUCCUUCGACAGAUUAUAGGUGUGUUGCCACAACUGCCAUUUGUGUUCAAGGGUUGGACUAUUAGGAGGUUCCUUGAUCCGAGAAAGCUGUUUAGUGAUGAUGAGAUAAAUGAUGCGCUUGACCAGUCUGGUCUUAUGAACUUCGUAAAUGAACUACAGGGCGGUAAGAAAUUGGAUACGGUAUUGGUUCCAGAGGAGCCAGUGUUGUACUACCGGAAAUCGAAGAAUGCGCAAUCCAUACCAAAGCGAUACAAUGACGAAUCCUCAAGCUAUAACAAAUUGACAGAGCCGAAUAUCAAUUAUGAUAUGCUGUUAUCCUACAAUCAGCUUAGAAUAUUGUAUUUGGCCAGACUUGUGUUAUACAGGCACUUCUUUAGGCUUAUUGUAGUUGAUGAACCACCGGAGGAAGAUACCGAAAAAGCCGACGUCAGAAAGGAUGAUCUUUCAGUUCCAAUUUAUGAUAUUCUACAGAAAAACUUUAAUCAUUGUACUACCUUUGUGGCUGCACAUGAUGUUAACGUAUUAAAAUCUUGUACCUCUGUGUGGGUGAUACAUGAGGGGUGUGUAGUAAAAACGUGUAAAGCCAGUGAAGUAUCCGCAAAUGAGUCUAUCGCAUCUAUUAUUGAGCAAUACGUUAAAAGGAUUUAG